GUACGUACCCGUACACCGGGCGUGCAUAUUCGCAUACAUCGCAUAUCCACAAACGUAACGGAGGAAGAAACAGUAGCAGACGAUUCCGAAAUGGCAGAAAAAGUUGAAAUUGAGAGAGUUUUGGUGACGGGUGCAUCAGGCUACAUUGCAUCUCACAUAGUACAGCAGUUGCUGGAGAGGGACUAUGCAGUGCGAGGCACAGUGAGGACCCUGGGGAAUGAGGCUAGGUUCCAGCAUCUGAAGGAGCUAUGCCCUGAUGCAACCCAUAAGCUGGAGCUGGUGGAGGCAGACCUGGAGAAUGAGGAGUCAUGGAAGAGUGCUGUAGAUGGCUGUUCAUAUGUCCUUCAUACAGCGAGCCCGUUCCCGCUAGCCAUCCCAAACAACGAGAAUGAUAUCAUCAACCCAGCAGUAGAGGGCGUCACUAACGUGCUCAAGGCGGUUGCAGCCAACGGGAAAGUCAAACGAGUGGUGGUGACAAGCGCGGGAUUGGCCAUCUGUGGUAAUCUAUCAAAUAAGGAAUACAGUGAGAAGGAUUGGCCAGAUAAUGUUGAUAGUUUGCUCCCCUAUCCAAAGAGUAAAACACUUGCAGAGAAAGCAGCCUGGGACUUUGUAGAAAAUCUUAAAGAUGAGGAGAAGUUUGAGCUUGUGGUGGUGCAUCCCGUCGGCGUCGUCGGCCCCAUUCUAAGCCGGAAUGCAUCAACUAGUACAGAGGUCAUCAAGAGACUUCUUCUCAGGAAUCCCUUCCUCCUACCCAAGGUCAACCUUCCUCUCGUAGAUGUCCGUGAUGUCGCAGCAGGUCACAUCGCUGCAAUGAAAUGCCCCGAAGCAGCUGGUAACAGGCAUAUUUUAUGCGGUGGAAUGUGGUGGAACGAAAUGGGAUCAGUAUUAAGAACCGAGUUCAAAUCACAAGGUUACAAUGUUCCUACCAUGUUAUCACCAAAGAUCUUCAUCCGCAUGGCAAGUCCGUUCAUGAAAGAGACAAAGAUGAUUCUCCCAAUUUGGAAUAAAGUCUCUAAAUUUGAUAACACAAGGAUGGUAGAGGUCUUGAAGAUCCAACCUAGAGAUCUGAAGGCAUCAUUGAUUGACAUGGCUUACAGCUUGAUUGAAGCUGGUAUCGUCAAGAAGACACCCAAGUACAAAGGCCCAGGAGGGGUGGAGCCUGUUGCCAAUGGGGAUGGGGAAGUCCCUGCUGUUGCCGCCAAUGGUCCUACCACAGAGGGGGAGAGUAAACCAGAGGAAACCAAAACAGAAGAGAAAACAGAUGAGAAGGAAGAAGGAGCAAAGGAAGAACCCAAGUCAGAAGAACCAGCAGCGAAUGCCGCCGCCACCGACAGUACACCGGCAGAGAAGACCGAAGAUAAACAAGCCGAUGAGGCAUCAACACCGGCUGAAAAACCAGCAGAAGCACCCGCUGAAACAUCCGCAGAUACACCGGCAGAAACCUCAGCAGAGGCACCAGCAGAAACUAAAGAAGAAACACCGGCAGAGGCACCGACAGAGACGCCGGCUGAAGACAGUGAAAAGGCACCUGAGACUCUAGCAGAGAAGACAGAAGAUGCUAAGCCAGCAGCUGAGGAGAACAAAGAGGAUAAGAAGGACGAGACUGAGGCAACCGAAUAAACACAGAGGGAUGAAUUCCAGCACCAAUAAAGAAAUGGAUUUUAUGAAACCCCACAUCAUCCUCAAUGCAAUGAUAUCGCUCAUCUUGUAUAUUUCUUCAUUUUCACUGAAUCUCGCCUGUCAGAUCAAAUCAUUGUGCAAAGAACAAAGUGUUUGUGAAUUUGAAUAAUCACACAUUCAAAACAAUUCCUUAUUUAUCAUUUUAGGGUGGAAAUUUUCAUAUCGGCCCAUCGGAUCAAAUUAUUCCGCAAAGAACAAAGUGUUUGCGAAUUGAAUUAUUAAACCUUCCAAGACAAUUUCUUCUUUGCAAGUUAAGGCUGAAAAUGUAAUCAUUCCAGCAUCAUUGUGGUCCCAUUGCAUUUUUAUCUUGCCUGGAAUAUUAUAAGCCCACUAAAUUGUUGACUAUCAGUUUUAUAUAUUUGUAAAUGAGAGCACAUUUGAAUGUAUUAAUCAAUGGAAUGUAAUUGUAUCUCUUUUAUACAUGUAUGUAUAUAAAAAAGGAGAAAAUUAAGAAAGAACACAUUUUUUAAGACUAGUGGACUCCCUUAAGAAACAGUUCAUUUACACCACCGAUCCUUGACCUCCAAUUGUUGUUUUCUUUUUAAUGAUUAUUGCACAUCUUUAAAACUGGAUCAUCAGAGAUUUAGGGCAGUUUGUUACACCUGCAAGGCUGUUUUCCCGUAAUACAAUAUUUCAUAUUGAACUAUUUGUUUGAUGCUGGUAGUUUGCUAGUGUAUAUGGAGCACGUAUUUACAGUGGUUGACUUCUAAAUCACACAUAAUGGUGCCACUAUUUCAGCGUUAGAAGGAAUUCUGACUUUUUGCAACAUAUUUUCAGCAAUAGAAAACAGCUGGACCCUGUUGCAUAAAAGUUUCUAAAAUAGAGACUUUGUCUUCCAGUUAGAUCUAUCAUGGUGAUCAUGCCAAACAGCCAAUCAAAAUCAAGGAUUCCAUUACCGUUUUGAUAAUAAAACUACCAUGAUACUAACCUUUAUGAAAAGUAUCAUGUGUUACCUUUCAAAUGUGCUCAUUUCUUAAUAAGUUUUGUACUUUUUAAUCAUUUCCAAAUGGCAUUCCUUAGAAAUGACUCCAUUAGAUCUUCAAACUGACCAAUUUAGCAAGUCACUUUUGAGUUCCCUAGAUUCCAUGUUUCAUAUAUUAUCUGAGAAGAUAUCGGAGACCGUUGUUAUUUCCUUAUAUUCUGUUUAAUUGAUGAAUUUCAAAUGUAUUGUUUAUGAUUUAAUUCCAUAUAUAUUUUGCAUUUUGGGAUUUUCAGAUUGAAUUCAUAACCUUUAUAUUUAUUAUUGCUAAGGUAUGAGACCAAUUCUUGAUUGUAUUUCUUCUUUGAAUAUACUUGAAUUUCAAAAUUAUCAGUAAGAUCAUACACCUGAUUUAAAGAUGUUUGGCUACCAUUUUCUGUGUUAAUGUUGUUUUUUUCUCAAUAUCUUUCAAGCAUUUUACAAAGUAUCUAACAUAUUACUUGAAUUCUCAGUUAGAUAAUCAUUUCUUGCCUUUGUGAUAACAUUUUAGUACUCCAGCCCAUUUCAUGAAAGUCAUUCCAAUGACUUUCACUGGCAAAUUUAGCUCUCAGCCAAUUAUGUGCAAGGAUUUCAAUAGCUUAUAAUAUAUUUCAUCAUGAAAACCAACGCAUUAUGAGUUCUCUUUUGAUUUCCAUCAGACUUUUACAAGGGAUGAUUCAUGAAGUGAUAUGUCAAUAGUUUUCAAUGAUGAUUUGUUGUAAUCUACUGAAAUUCUUGCAUCUGAUUGGUGAAGAGCAAGUCAGUAUUAGCAAAUUGCAGACAAGGUGCUUUGUGAAAUGGUCCCCUGCCUUUCACAGGACAGAUCAAAGAGAAUUUUCAAUGUUGCUGUUUAACUUCUCAACGUUUUACUCACUUAAAAAGAAAAAAACAAUACAAAAUGAACAAAAUGCUAAAAUUAAGUAUUUUCUGUUCUUAUGGUGAUCCAAUAUUCAGAUGGGAACACAUUUUUUCUUGUUAUUUAUUUUAGACUUCCAUUUUAAACUGUCACCUGCUGCACUUCGGCAUUUCAAAUUUGAUUAUAUUUUGCACUGACUAUACUGCUUCAUAAAUGUAAAGUGAAGUUAUCAAGGAGCUAUCAUCCAGUAAUAAGAUCACUGUAUCUAUUUCUAUAUCCAAUUAUCGUUCUUCUAUUUUUUGUAUGGACAUUCAUAUGAGUAUUUAAGUAUUAUUUAUGUUUGCGUAGUAAACAAGUUCAGUAUUGCAUUUUAUUAAAUAACUAUUCAGUACAAGGUAUUUAUUAUUGUUUUGUAUUCACAAUAUUUUGCAUAAUCAUGGAUUUAAAUUGAUAUGGCUUGUAAUGUAUGUAUUUGUUCAUAUUAUUUUUAUGCUCCCUACUUGGCGCUGGUUUUUCUUAUUUAAUGAUUUUAUUUCUGAAAUUGCUAAAACUGGGACUUGCCUUAAUAUGUGUUCCAGUUGAUAAGUUUGAAAGUAUUACCGUAAGAUAUUUUGAGUAAUGGUAUAUUUAUUUUGCUACAUCUCACAUGAUGAUGAAAUGCAUCUUGUUUUUAAAUUUUAUGCAUUUUAGAUCUUUAGAAAUAAGUUAUCCUUAUUCCAACAAUCCAUAUUCAUUUGCAUUUCUUAAAGCUAAUUUUGAAACAAUUAUGACAGAGGUGUCAUGGCAAAUAUUACAUUUAGUAUAACAAUAUUAAUAUACAUCUGAAUAAUAGAUAUAGUCUUGGAAUGAAGAUUUAAUUUUAGUGAUUUAGGACUAUAAAGUUUGAAAAUAAUUUUGAUAAUUUAUUGAUAAUCAUGACCAUGGGUUCAACCAGUAACUUUAAUCUUUUUCUUGACAUGUAAAUACAGUGUGUUAUGUAAAUAUGCUUAAUAAUGUGCUCCAUGCUUUCGAUGUGCUACACGUUUUUAAGCAAACAGGGAAAAUUAUUAUGUGCAAACAAAACACUGACAGUAUUUUAAUAUGCUCUAUGCAUCAUCUUUGUUUGACCCAUCUUGCCUUUUUUAUUCUAUGGUGUCUCGUAAUAUGGUCAGUAAAACAAUGAUGUUUUAACAUUGCAAAUGCCCAUGUACAUGUCAUAUCUAAUUACAGCUAGUGUCAUUCCAUGUCCACACUGCGAUAGAACUUUCCGGGCACAGAUUGGCCUGACAAGCCAUCUUCGCACCCAUAGAACUCACCCAUCCAAUCCAAGGACGGCUAGACGGUCCUUGACAUUCCCGACGGACGAACAUCAGUGAAGGAUAAGGAGAGAGAGAAUUUCUUGUGAUUUUUGCUGAAGGACUCGACAAAAAUUAAUGGCAUUGCAAUCUUGUUUUAUAGUAUUCUGUAUUUCAAAUGAAAACAGAAUAUCAGAUAUCAAAAGUAAAUGAAUGGGGAAUGUCUGAAUAGAACUGGGUAGGGGAGGGCACGUCCACUUUUCAAUCAAAUUUGUAUGAUUAAACACAAAAAUGAAAGUGAAAAACUGUCUGUGAUUUUGUAUGGUCAGCCACCCCUCCCCUUCAAAACUAUUCUGUAGCCCCUCAAACUUGGUGCAAUUGAUUAGCUACAUAACCUGGCAACUGCUUUUUAUUUUUAAGAAAGAUUUGAGGAAGAUAUUUAAAUAAAGAGCUGACAAGAGUUUGGAGUUCCAAUAUCAAUUUAAAAUAAUUUACUAUAGCUUGAGGUGGCAAGACCUAUUGAAACUCAGCGGUCUUAAGAGAGAAAGAGAAAAAAAAAACAGUCUCACAUACAUUUCUGCAUCCUGUUAU
This is a messenger RNA of Lytechinus variegatus (green sea urchin), 5359 nucleotides long. RefSeq names its product anthocyanidin reductase ((2S)-flavan-3-ol-forming)-like. The record is from RefSeq and is a predicted model, not a curated record. Gene Ontology annotation, molecular function: oxidoreductase activity, acting on the CH-OH group of donors, NAD or NADP as acceptor. Lineage: Eukaryota; Metazoa; Echinodermata; Echinoidea; Temnopleuroida; Toxopneustidae.